Molecule: messenger RNA, 969 nt
Organism: Sarcophilus harrisii (Tasmanian devil)
Lineage: Eukaryota; Metazoa; Chordata; Mammalia; Dasyuromorphia; Dasyuridae
Gene: NIPSNAP3A
Product: nipsnap homolog 3A
Exons: 6
Coding region: 99-890 (263 amino acids)
Cellular component (GO): mitochondrion
Source: RefSeq, a predicted model, not a curated record
AGGAGAGAAAGGGAAAAAAAAACCUCGAGGGGGAGAGUCCGGAAGAGGAAGCCCCUCCCCAGGACGACAGUUCUAACAUUGACCUGAGAGGAGAGGACAUGCCUUCAGCCUUCGGACACGCCUUUCCCGGACUCCGCAGGACCAUGUUCCACUUCCGAAGGCACUGGUGGACUCUGGUCACUCCCGCGUCGUGGGGUCCGCGCCAGGUAUGUGCAUCUUUUGCUACAGGUCCCAGACAAUAUGAUAGGACAUUCUAUGAGUUUCGUACUUAUACCAUACAACCAGCAAAGAUGAAUGAAUUCCUGGAAAACACUAAAAAGCAUAUUCACCUUCGUACGAAUUAUUCUGAACUAAUUGGAUAUUGGAGACAAGAAUUUGGAAAUGUGAUGAAUAAAGUCGUUCAUAUUUGGAAAUAUGAUGAUUUUGCUCAUCGAGCUAGAGUUCGGGAAGCCUUAGCCAAGGAUGAAGAAUGGCAAGAAAAAUAUAUUUCUCCAAACCUACCACUUAUGGUCCAACAAAAGAAUGAAAUAACUUAUCUAGUACCAUGGUGCAAAAUAGAAAAGCCUCCUAAAGAAGGGUUCUAUGAACUUGUUACCUUUCACAUGAAGCCUGGAGGACCGGCUCUGUGGGGUGAAGACUUUCAAAGAGCAGUGAAUACCCAUAUCCAAGUAGGCUAUUCAAAACUGAUUGGAGUUUUUCACACAGAAUAUGGAACACUGAAUAGAGUUCAUGUUCUUUGGUGGACUGAUACACCAGACAAUCGUGCAGCUGGAAGGCACAGAGCCCAUGAAGAUGCCCGAGUGGUAGCAGCUGUUCGGGAGAGUUGCAGCCACCUGGAAUCUCAGGAAAAUAUGCUUCUCAUUCCACUACCAUUUUCACCUCUAAAGUAAUUUUCUGCAGAAAUAUAAAGAUACUUCUGUCUGCAUUCUACCAACAGUUUCUAAUAAAAAAAAAAAAAAGUUCUUUACA